AUGGUUAGCAUUGAACAGCUAGAUGCUGACAUACGAAAAUUAUGGGAACAGGAAGAGUUGUCACAAGAGCGAAUCCUCACCCAAGAGGAAGCAGACUGCGAGAGGCAGUUCAUCCGAACUACUAAGAGGGAUCCAAAGUCAGGCCGAUACAUAGUCAGACUGCCGAUUAAGCCUGACAUGAACCCCUCGAUCAUAAUGCAUCCGUCAUUAAAAGACGCUGUCAUACGCCUCCGCCAGACAGAUACAAAACUCGAACGGAAUCCAGAGCUGAAAGUGCAGUACAAUGCAUUCCUAAAGGAAUAUCUGGAAUUGGGACAUAUGAGCGAGGUCCCGUCCGCGGAAAUUUUUUGCAGACACUCAUACUACUUGCCACAUCAUGCUGUGGUUAGAGAGGACAGCACAACUACGAAAGUUCGCGUCGUAUUCAAUGCGUCCCAUAAAACGUCCUCCGGCACCUCGUUGAACGAUAUCCUAAUGGUGGGACCAAAUACGCAAUACACCAUCUUUGAAAUAUUGCUGCGAUGGAGGAGGCAUAAAUACGCAUUGGCUGCUGACAUUGAGAAGAUGUACCGGCAGAUACUCGUCGACAGUCGAGACUGCGACUUACUGCGAAUUGUUUGGAGACCAGAACCCCAAGGUCCAAUAAAGCACUAUCGGUUAAACACAGUUACUUAUGGCACCGCCAGUGCUCCCUUCCAACCAACACGUACACUACCACAGGUCGCUGAAGACGAGCAAUUCACGUCACCAUCAGAAAGUGAAAGCAUCAAAAAGGACUUCUAUGUAGAUGACUUGCUGACCGGAUCCUCGACCAUAGAAGGUGCAGCGAAAUUGCAAAACGAUAUCGUGACCGUUCUUAAAAAAGCUGGAUUUAACAUUCGCAAAUGGUCCACGAAUUAUGAGGAGGUUCUGAAGCAUGUAAACACCGCUGACCGGGAAACGUCUGACGUAGUCGACAUCAAUCUAGAGAAUACCGUGAAGACAUUGGGUUUGCAAUGGAUUCCUAGAGACGACAUAUUCACCUUUAAAGGGAAACUGCCUUACAUCUCAGCGAACGAGCCAGUUACGAAACGAAUAAUUACAUCCAAUGCUGCAAGAUUAUUCGAUCCACUUGGUUGGAUCCAGCCCAUCAUAAUAGUUAGCAAGAUAUUUAUCCAAAGGUUGUGGCUACAGAAACUGGAUUGGGAUAAGCCCGUACCUGACCAGUUGAAAAUCGAGUGGCUGACCUACAUGAAGGAGUGGCCAGCGUUAUCACAACUUCAAAUAGCACGAUACAUACAGGCGUCUGAUCGCAGCAAGGUUGAACUCCAUGGUUUCUGCGACGCGUCAAUGGCAGCUUUUGCAGCGGUGAUUUACGUUCGAGUAAUACAUUCGGAUGGCACGGUAUCUGCGAACAUAUUAACAUCGAAAUCGAAAGUGGGACCUUUAAAGGUACAGUCAGUACCCCGGCUAGAAUUGAACGGUGCCGUCCUACUAUGCAGAUUGAUGAAACACGUGAAGCGAGCCUGCGAAUUCCCUGCCGACACAGCUAAAUUUUACUGGACGGAUUCGACCAUUGUCCAAAUAGGGUGA
Messenger RNA from Hermetia illucens (black soldier fly), 1572 nucleotides. RefSeq lists its product as uncharacterized. Lineage: Eukaryota; Metazoa; Arthropoda; Insecta; Diptera; Stratiomyidae. The record is from RefSeq and is a predicted model, not a curated record. The transcript has a single exon. The coding region runs from base 1 to 1572 and encodes 523 amino acids.